Messenger RNA from Labeo rohita (rohu), 2297 nucleotides. It is a transcript of the gene otud5b, whose product is annotated as OTU deubiquitinase 5b. The coding region runs from base 252 to 1886 and encodes 544 amino acids. Lineage: Eukaryota; Metazoa; Chordata; Actinopteri; Cypriniformes; Cyprinidae. The record is from RefSeq and is a predicted model, not a curated record. Gene Ontology annotation, molecular function: K63-linked deubiquitinase activity; cysteine-type deubiquitinase activity. The transcript has 9 exons. Gene Ontology annotation, biological process: protein deubiquitination.
AAAAUCGCAUUGUGAUUUGUUGAUGUUUGUGUCAAACUCUCGGUCGGUCGGUGUUACGAAAGAAAAACCUCGAAACCGAAGGAAUAAAGUCGAUCUGUGACGACUGUAUUAAUUCAUCGACACCUCGUAUUAUGUUAGGACGGGUGUAACCAUACAUGCAGCGAACAAACCGCUCAUAGAUAAGCGAAAACGGCCGUUUAUUCUCUGUGUGUAACUCAUAACAACACAAAUUCACCGCAAGCUGGCCAGCGAUGACAAUCCUCCCGAAGAAAAAACCGGCCUCCACAGCCGGUGGCGGUGAUCAUACGGACGAACCGGACAGACGAGUCGGCUCUGAGUCGCACCCUCAUCCCCUCGGAGGACGAUCGGGGUCCCGACCCAGGGCCUCUCCGCCGCCGUGGACAUACCAGGCCACACCGCACACGUCCAGAGAGGAGCGGCGGAUCGAGGCAAGCGCUCGCCCGCAGCAGGCCUCCCCGCAGCCCGGUGCCGCUGGAGCACCGGUCGUACAGUGCGAAGGGAGCCCGAACUCGGUUGUGGUCGCAGGUCGUGUCGAGCUGCCUUGCGGCGCAGGUGGUGUUGGAAGCUGCUGCUCAGGACCCGGACUCAGCAAGCGGAGACGACAGGCGGUCUGCUCCAGCGGUUUGACAGGUGGAGGAGGUAGAGUGGGAGGCGGCGGGGGAGGAGGAGGAGGGGGCGGUAGUCCAGUCUCUGAACCCGAGGAGGGAGCUGGAGGCAACAACAGUGAGGACGAGUAUGAGAAUGCGGCCAGACUUCAGCAUGUGGACCCCGCCACAGUCGAGCAGCAAGAAGAAUGGUUCGAGAAAGCUUUGAGGGAAAAGAAAGGCUUUGAAAUCAAAAAAAUGAAGGAAGAUGGAGCAUGUCUUUUCAGAGCAGUUGCUGAUCAAGUAUACGGGGACCAAGAUAUGCACGAUGUGGUACGGAAGCAGUGUAUGGAUUAUUUGACGAAAAAUGCAGAUUACUUCUCCAGUUAUGUCACAGAGGACUUCACCACAUACAUUAACAGAAAGAGGAAGAACAACUGUCAUGGGAACCACAUUGAGAUGCAGGCCAUGGCAGAAAUGUACAACCGGCCGGUGGAGGUUUACCAGUAUGGCAUUGAGCCAAUAAAUACGUUCCACGCCAUCCAGGAAAACAACGACGAGCCGAUACGUGUCAGUUACCACAAGAAUAUCCAUUAUAACUCUGUAGUGAAUCCCUACAAGGCUAGUAUUGGGGUGGGACUGGGCCUCCCCUCCUUCAAACCAGGGCACGCUGACCAGUGUCUCAUGAAAAACGCUAUUAAGACGUCUGAGGAGUCUUGGAUUGAACAGCAGAUGCUGGAGGACAAGAAGAGAGCAACAGAUUGGGAGGCAACCAAUGAGGCCAUCGAGGAGCAGGUGGCUCGUGAGUCCUACUUGCAGUGGCUUCAGGACCAAGAGAAGCAAGCGAGACAGCCUCGUAAAGCUAGCGCCACCUGCAGUUCUGCCACAGCUGCCACAUCCAGCGGCUUUGAGGACUGGGGAUGCCGGUCUCCCCGCCAGCGCAGCUCUGCCCCCUCUCCAGAGCAUCCUGGUCCGGCUCACCCUGAACCCCCUGUCAAACCUCCGUCCCCAGCUGGAGCUUCGCUGGUUCUUCCCAAACCCCCGUCACCAUGUGCCCCAGGUCCAAGUCAUCAAUCUUCUGCCAACUCUUCCCUUGUGUCUCUCUACCCAACUUUGGGCUACAGGACUCUAAUGCAGGACAUGUCACCGACUGCCUUUGGUUUAACAGAUUGGGAAGAUGAUGACGUUCUGGCCUCGGUUCUGGCUGCUUCGCAACAAGAAUACCUCGAUAGCUUGAAGAAAAAUGCAAUGCACAGAGAAUCUUCUCCAGACUGCAGUUGAUAUAUUGGACAGCACAACUUGCAUCACAAACCACAGAACAGCUGCAUUUCUAUAUUUCAACACCUUGCAAUGUUUCUUCCUCUCCCCUCUUUAUAAAUACCACUGUAUUCAAAUUUUUUUUCUUCUUCUUUUUUGUUAACACAUUUUUCUUAAUUUCUUUAAGCUUCAUGGACCUAGUUAGGUGCAUGUUUAAAUAAAUAUUGUAAAAUUAAUAUUACAAAUAUAAUCUCAACUGUUUAUUAUUAUCAGGUGUUUUCAUUAUUUGAGCAGAAUAAAUUAUACUAAUUAGUAUAAGAAUGUUGAAAAUGUUUUGAUCUUUUUUUUUUCUAAUUUUUCAAUGUUGACCAAUGCAGCACAGCAAGCUGCGGGUCUUUGGUUAUUUAAAGAUGAACAAUAAACAAUUCAAAUUCA